Molecule: messenger RNA, 1301 nt
Organism: Serpula lacrymans var. lacrymans S7.9
Lineage: Eukaryota; Fungi; Basidiomycota; Agaricomycetes; Boletales; Serpulaceae
Exons: 2
Coding region: 77-985 (302 amino acids)
Source: RefSeq, a predicted model, not a curated record
CUUACCCACAACCCCCACUCACACAACCCAAAGUCUCAUCUCGUCCAAUCCCAUUCGAAAUAACCAAGAAAACAACAUGCCCCUCACCCAAAGCGGAGCUAAUCCAGAGGCCAAUAUCCGUACUUACAACGAUGUCACUGGCAAUCAAGUCAUCAACGCUACAAACAUCACAAACGUUCACACUGGUUCUGGGGACGACACCAUCCUAGCGAUGUUGAAACCAGUCGAUCACAACCGCCACUACGUCCAACCAUGCAUGGAUGGCACCCGAAAGGACAUCUUCACGGAAAUUCAACACUGGCUCGACCAACCGGCGGACGCACAGGAAGCAAAGAAUAUCCUUUGGAUCACAGGAAGCCCAGGAGCUGGGAAAUCAGCUAUCGCAUCUAGCUUGAUCUCGAAGCUUAGAGCCGAUCAUCGUCUCGGUGGAUCAUUCACUUUUCGUAGAGGCGAUACGGUAUUGAGCGACCCUGCGGCGCUUUGGCGAACUGUCGCCUUCGAUCUUGCUCGUUUCGAUCCGGAUGCUGCAUCCACCGUUGUCACCGCUCUCAAGGAGGGAAGCGUGGAUCCCCAAAGACCUGAUAUUGCAGCUCAUUUCGACAUCCUUAUCAAGGAGUCAUUGGAGCAGAUGAACGAAAAAUUGGUAGCCCAGGAAAAUCCGAGGUAUCCUGUAGUGGUCGUAGAUGCUUUGGACGAGUGUGGCGAUUCGUAUCAAAACCCACAACGUAAAACUCUUCUCGAUACCCUUACGCGAUGGUCUAAGCUCCCGAAGACAAUCAAGUUGAUAAUCACAGGCAGAGACGACCGUUUACCCGAGCCCUUUCGUCAAGCCUGCCAAAAAAUUGUCCUCCCAACAGCAGAUAAGGUGACGCCUGCAGCAUCAAAAGACAUUCAGACGUUCUUUGAAAGCCGUUUCAAGGAACCGACGACCAACAUUCCAUCGUUGGCCCAAGCCGGUUGGCCAGCACCAUAUGACAUUCAAUGACUCAAAGCUCGUGCUGCAGGCCUUUUCAUAUGGAUCUAGGCUUGUUUCAAGGUCUGGAAAUCUUAUCAGGAUCUGGGACAUCUUUUCUGGUCAGCUGGUAGCUGGUCCGUUUGGCGAUAUAGAUGUGCAUGAUUCUUCCAGUAUUGCAUUGUCACUUGAUGGGUCUGUGGUCGCUGUGGCUGGCAGGACAUUCCUGGGCGGUCUGACGAUGACGGUUUGGAAUAUUUCCACUGCGCAGCCUGCGAAAAGCAUAGACAAAAGCUUCGAUCUUGAUACAUUAACUACCUUCACUGCGUUCUCUCUAGAUCUAUCAAAG